Messenger RNA from Emericellopsis atlantica, 2386 nucleotides. RefSeq lists its product as uncharacterized. The coding region runs from base 488 to 2167 and encodes 559 amino acids. NCBI's taxonomy places the organism in Eukaryota, Fungi, Ascomycota, Sordariomycetes, Hypocreales, Bionectriaceae. The record is from RefSeq and is a predicted model, not a curated record. The transcript is spliced from 4 exons.
UGCGUCUCAUCACCAACGCGCAGACGCAUUGGUGCGUCCGAAAGCCUUGCUGGACAUGAAGCCACCAACGGGGUGAUUGUGUGUUAUGCCCGUGCCUCGACCCUGGCACGGUGCUCCGUGUCCGCCGCAAUCCUACGUAGGCAGCAGGAAAACAGCUUCUGCGCGCUCAGUCGCUUCAUGCUCUCGGGGGACCCGGCGGUCGAGGUCGUGAAGAGCGAGGCCCGAACAUACUUGACCUCAAAGCAAGGAUCCUGCUUUCCACUUCACAGCGAGAAGCCCAACCCCUGAGCCCCCCUUAUUGUGGAUAGAGGGCUGUAAAACCCGAGAUGGGCGUGCUGUGCCCACCGAGAUCUCCUGUUGUGGCUGUCUUCUAUAAGACUUGACCGCGUCCACGAUAUUCCAGUCAUGCUGAGAGAGUGCUAAACCAGUAAUCCCCGUCUUUCUUUCACAUCCCAACUGGAUUACAACCGCUCUUUACGCAGUAGAUAUGCAUUCGUCUUUCGCUUCCCUAUCUGCCCUUGUUGGGGUGGCACUGGCUGCCCCCAAGGCCGACAUUCUUGGACGAGAGUUGCUGGACAUUCAGUCUCGUGGUCUCGUCGACUUUGUCCAAGAUUUUUCCGUCAACUGGGUUCCCGAUGACCCGGAGCUCAUCUCUGGCUCUUUCGACGAUGGCGAAGUGACCUUUGCCGUCACUUGCAACGACUGCUGGGUUGACGCGCCCGUCACGGUCGACAUCUCUCCAGGACUUGUGUUUCUAGACACGGGGGCCACCGUUACUUUUGGAGAGUCACAGGGCCGCUUCGACGUUACGUUCAGCGCCGAGGGGGGCACGACCGAGUCUGUCAACCUGUUCACUUCCCACACGCCAUUUGGCUCAGAGGGUGACAAUUACCAAGUGGGAGCUGUCCUCAAAGUCGACCUGGUCUUCAGUGUCGACGCCGAGGUUGAAGUGGAGGGAGGGUUCGAGUUCCACAUCCCUGAUGGCUCUUACAUGAGCUUCAACAGCGAUGAAGAAAUUGUCGGCGCCAAAUUCGACGGCUUCACGGUCGACAGCUUCCUCAACCCUCUCCAGUUCGAUGUCAAUGUUACGGUUGCCCUGCAGGUCUCCUUGGAGGUCAGCCUUGGUAUUGGCUUCGAUGAUAAACUCGAAACUGGAGCUGGUUUUGGCGCCUUCCUGAACGUGCCCGAAGUUCACGGUCGUGCCCAGUCCACCGAAGACUGCGCCCUCGAGGCGUCUGUUGACUGGGAGAUCAAGGCCGGUGCGUUUGCCUGGGCUGGCUUUGAAACUGGAGACGACGCCGAAGAGAACGACUCUUCCCCUGGUUUCGAAGAGGGAGAUGACGCCAUGGCUACGACGUCAGUUACCGCAGCGUUGGGCGGCCAAGUCGUCGAUCCCACCUGUCUCUACGACGCCCCAGACACGACGUCCAUCUUGGUCAGCAGUGCUCCUCUCCCCGUCGUGACGACCAGGAUCGCAGUCAGCGGCGCUCCUCCUCCUGACGCCACGACCGUUGUCAUGGUCAGCGGCGCCGACCCCCUGACGCCGUCCAUCACCAUGACUCCUAUCAUGUCCACCUCUGUCAGGCACGCGGCGACAUCCUCCUGGGCCAUCAACAACUCGACGAGCCCAACGACCGCCCCUCCAGCCAUGCACACGACGACUGUCUCGACCACAAAGGUGCACACCGUCACCAAGUGCGCCGCCCAGGUCAUCCACUGCCCGGCCGAGUGGCAGCAGGUCAUUGUCGUCACCGAGGUGGUGGACCUGUUCACCACCGUCUGCCCCAUUGGCGAGACGCCCACCUUCCAGACCCCGGAGCCGACGCCUGUCAAGACCACGCAUGUGCUCUCCAACCCCAACGGUCACGCAACAUACGUGCCGUAUGCGGAACCCAAGAACAGCACCUUUACGCCGCCUGCUGACCUUCUGCCUCCUGCGGUCCACACGGUGACACUGACCCAGAGUGUCCCGCUUCCCACCGAGGACGUGGCCUCCCAGACAGUCGUUGUAGAGUACGUGCAGGAAACGACAUCCAUCGCCUCGCAGGCCCCCAAUGCCACAAGCACGCCCUCCGUCCCUGAGCUCGGCAGUGCUGCGACCCUGCAGGGCUCAGUUGCCGGUGCGGCCCUCGCGUCCGUGCUUGGCCUGUGCCUGCUGUGGCUCUAAGCCUGGGGUUAAGAUGCAGCGUGAUCCAGAGGAGGGCCCUGAUGUCUGAGGCUACCACUGAUGACUUUAAGGGCACCUUGGAGGUCGCGCUACUUGACGAUGGGGAUUCGGCAUGGGACAACGUCUAGCGCGAGGGCUACCGGUUCUCCUAUAAUAGAAAAUUCAGAUAGUAGCGUGAAGGCAAUGACAUUUACCAGGAAGUCAUACAUAGGGUAACAU